UGAAUGAAGUUCGGCAGUCGUCACAAUAAUCUACAGCUAUCAGAUUUCGCGCAUCUAAACCUAGAAUCAUACUUAGGCUAAAAAGAAGAAGCAGAUAACCAUAAACAUGCCCGUGUUUACAGUGAACGUAAAAUGGGGAAAGGAAAAAUUCGACGCCGUGGAGUUGAACACAGAGGAGCCUCCUAUGGUGUUUAAGGCUCAGCUCUUCGCCUUGACAGGUGUGCAGCCAGAGAGACAGAAAGUCAUGGUAAAAGGAGGCACACUUAAGGAUGACGAGUGGGGAAACAUCAAAUUAAAGAAUGGAAUGACCUUGCUGAUGAUGGGUUCUGCUGAUGCCCUGCCUGAAGAACCCGCCGUCAGACCCAUGUUUGUGGAGGACAUGACGGAGGAGCAGCUUGCCUCAGCCAUGGAGCUGCCGUGUGGUUUGACUAACCUGGGUAACACUUGCUACAUGAACGCCACGGUCCAAUGCCUGCGCUCUGUGCCUGAACUCAAGAACGCUCUCAGGAGGUAUUCUGGAGCUUUGAGAUCAUCUAGUGCCAACGCCCCCUCCCAGUACAUCACAGCAGCCCUGCGGGAUCUGUACGAGUCCAUGGACAGGACCUCCUCCAGCAUACCUCCCAUUAUCCUACUGCAGUUCCUGCACAUGGCCUUCCCGCAGUUCGCUGAGAAAGGAGACCAGGGCCAAUACCUGCAGCAGGAUGCUAAUGAGUGCUGGGUACAGGUCAUGCGAGUCCUACAGCAGAAGUUGGAGCCCCAGGAACCUGACACACCUAUGGAGACAGAUGGUGAAAGUGGAGCUGCUGCACCUACAGCAAAGAAGAAUUUCAUUGACCAGUUUUUUGGCGUGGAAUUUGAGACUACCAUGAAAUGUACAGAGUCUGAGGAUGAGGAUCCCGCCAAAGGCACAGAGAGCCAGCUUCAGCUCAGCUGCUUCAUCAACCAGGAGGUCAAAUACCUGGCUACUGGACUCCGACUGCGACUGCAAGAGGAGAUAACAAAACACUCUCCGACCCUGGACAGAAACGCUCUCUAUAUCAAAUCAUCUAAAAUCAGCCGCCUGCCUGCUUAUCUAACCGUUCAAAUGGUCCGAUUCUUCUAUAAAGAGAAGGAGUCCGUCAAUGCCAAAGUCCUUAAGGAUGUGAAGUUUCCCCUCAUGCUGGACGUUUAUGAGCUGUGUACCACAGAGCUGCAGGAGAAGAUGGUGCCCCUCAGAUCUAAGUUUAAAGAGAUGGAGGACAAGAAGCUGGAGAAACAGCAGCAGAAGGUGGACAAGAAAGCGGAUGCACAAAAAGAAGUGAAAUAUGAGCCCUUUUCAUUCGCCGAUGACUUUGGCUCCAAUAACAGUGGUUACUAUGACCUCCAGGCCGUGCUGACACAUCAGGGCCGCUCCAGCUCCUCCGGUCACUACGUGGCCUGGGUCAAAAGGAAAGAAGAUGAAUGGGUGAAAUUUGACGAUGACAAAGUGAGUGUGGUGACGCCGGAGGACAUUCUGAAGCUGUCUGGGGGCGGAGACUGGCAUAUAGCUUACGUCCUACUGUACGGACCCCGACGUCUUGAGACACUUCAACAAGAGUAAUUAAAGAAAGGAAAAAAAACAAGAAGAACCCAACACAAACACACAUAAAUGCCAUUUUUUUUUUUUCAAAAGCACUGUCUGCAUAGAUGUGCAAUAAAUCCUCGUGUCUUUAAAAUCUGACCUUAACUUUUUUUUUUUUUGUGCGUGUGAAUUUUGGUAUAAAACAAACAAAAAACGACACAAAUGCUUCUAAAUCAUCUUUGUGCAUCAGUAUGGAAGCAACACGUCAUGUAAAAUAUUAUGUUUUUUUUUUUUCCUCCACUUUUCCACAUGGAUCAUAAGAGUUUGGAGAUUUUGGCCGUCGCUUGACUUGAUCCUGGGAUGGGUCUGGAAAUCCGUGUCCUGGUUUUCCUAAAUGUUUUAUAUAUACACUGUAUAUUUUUAAAGCCUUUGGCAGUGUGUUCAUGCUUAUGACAUAGUACCAUGGUAUCCCUCCGCAGUCAUAAAAAAAGAAAUGUAAUUAAUUGACUUAUUGAUGUUGUUAGCCAGGUGAAAAAAAAAAACAGACUGUGCUAUUCAAAUACAUACCAACAUUGGAGGAAAACUGUUUUGAUAUAGAGGUGGGGGUUUGCCUACGGAAACCACAGAAAACGACGCGUUUCUUACUGCUGAGAUGUGUAUAUCAAUAAGAAAUGGUUUGUUUGGCCAUUUUUUCUCUUGCAAAUGUUGUGUUUGUUGGGAGUAGUCUCUUUAACAGGCCAUUUCAUCUCAACGAUAAGCUUAUGUUCUUCACACAGGUUGUCUUUACUGCACAUCUCAAACUUGGUCAUACCAAGUCUUCUAUUCUAGUCACCUGAUCACAACUGUGUAUGAAAUGACUUCAAGCUAACACUUCCCUGUUGUAAGUUAUUGACUGCUGGCUUUUGAUAAACAGUGGAAAACAAUAAAUAAACUUAUACCAAGAUUA
Chanos chanos (milkfish) is the source of this 2486-nucleotide messenger RNA. It is a transcript of the gene usp14, whose product is annotated as ubiquitin specific peptidase 14 (tRNA-guanine transglycosylase). The transcript has 16 exons. The record is from RefSeq and is a predicted model, not a curated record. Gene Ontology annotation, molecular function: proteasome binding; cysteine-type deubiquitinase activity; protein binding. NCBI's taxonomy places the organism in Eukaryota, Metazoa, Chordata, Actinopteri, Gonorynchiformes, Chanidae. Gene Ontology annotation, biological process: proteasome-mediated ubiquitin-dependent protein catabolic process; protein deubiquitination; regulation of proteasomal protein catabolic process. Bases 107 to 1579 code for a protein of 490 amino acids.